Engraulis encrasicolus (European anchovy) is the source of this 3002-nucleotide messenger RNA. It is a transcript of the gene grapa, whose product is annotated as GRB2 related adaptor protein a. The record is from RefSeq and is a predicted model, not a curated record. Gene Ontology annotation, cellular component: nucleoplasm; COP9 signalosome; cytoplasm. The coding region runs from base 387 to 1031 and encodes 214 amino acids. Gene Ontology annotation, molecular function: epidermal growth factor receptor binding; phosphotyrosine residue binding. NCBI's taxonomy places the organism in Eukaryota, Metazoa, Chordata, Actinopteri, Clupeiformes, Engraulidae. Gene Ontology annotation, biological process: signal transduction; regulation of MAPK cascade. The transcript has 5 exons.
GUGUGUGUGUGUGUGUGUGUGUGUGUGUGACGGAUCGUGAGCCACUUCAUCAGCACAGCAGCUGCGCGGAUGCCCUCACUGUUCUCCAGCCUGCUCCACACGACGUGCGCAGCAGCCACCCGUAGCCAGGCACGGCUCUGAGUCUCUGGAUCCCUCCAUCUGUCUGUCCAUCCGUCCGUCCAUCUACUCUUCCUCUCCUCUCCUGUUCUCUUCUCUUCUCCCCUCCCCUUCAUCCCCUCAUCCUCUCCUGCUGCUCCCGGACCAGAGAAGGGAGACCAGGUGAGGCUUCAGCUCCAGCUCCUGUCUGCCUCCCCUCCCCGUAUUCCUACACAUCUCUGUCUGUCUGGACUUGGGCAACCACCCGGGAGGUGCAGGGGGGUCCCAGCAUGGAAGCGGUGGCUCUCUACACGUUUCGGGCCACAGAGAGCGACGAGCUCAGCUUCCAGAAGGGUGAUGUUCUCAAGAUUACGAACAUGGAGGAUGAUCCAAACUGGUACACAGCGGAGCUGAUGAGUAGAAAGGGCUACGUGCCUAAGAACUAUAUCAACGUGAGACCUCACACGUGGUUUGCUGGGCGCAUCUCUCGGAACGUGGCGGAGGGCCGCUUGAGGCCCCGGGAGUGUGGUGCCUUCCUCGUGAGGGAGAGUGAGAGUGCACCUGGGGAGUUCUCCAUGUCCGUCAGCUAUGGUGACCAUGUCCAGCAUUUUAAGAUACUCCAGGACAGAGGGGCCCAUUACUACGUCUGGGAUGAGGUGUUCCCCUCCCUGAAUCAACUGGUUGACUUCUACAGAAGCAACAGCAUUGCCAAGGAACGGACUGUGUUUCUGAGGGACAAUGAACAUACAGUGAGGAGGCCCCGGCAUGCGCAUGCCCUGUUCGACUUCCACCCUCAGCACGCCUCCCAGCUGCGCUUCCUGCGCGGGGACGUCAUCGACAUCCUGGACUGCUCUGACUCGCAGCGCUGGAAGGGCCGAUGUCACGGCCGAGUGGGCUUCUUCCCCCCCGAGUAUGUCCAGCCCAUGUACCACUAACCAGCUCAACACACACAGAGCCGCAGAGCUGAACUGGCCAUUUCUGCGUAGAGGGCAUUCUCCCGGUGGGCCAACAGUACUCAGGGGCCGAUGCAGUUGGUUGGUUUGUUUAUUUUGUUGGUUUUGUUUCCCUCCCCACCCCCCUUAGAGACCGGCCCACCUUCUGGGCGUGGUGUCCCAUUUUGUCCAUCUGUAAUAUAGACAAUGUACUGAGCCAGUCAAUAACAUGGUAGAAGAACAGGUGCGGCUGUGUGAGGGGCUGGUCUACACCAGAAAUGCCCGGGCUGUUUUUUUGGUCCCAGACCAAUCCUGUUUAGAGGAUGGCGACAGCAUGGGUGAUAGCCUGAACAUGCACUGGGCAUGCACUGAACAUGCACUGGACAUGGAAAAACAAAACAAAACAAACAAACUAGCGUUGACACGUUGAACUGCUGAUUCGCUGAACUCUUUUAACAUCGACAGCAACCAUACCCUCACAUGCAAGUCAAUACCUGAAGGCAAGAGGAUCUGCAAAGGGCCCGAUGGAAAAAUGCAAUUUUGGUCAGCCCUAUACUUUUCCCCAAACCCUAAUACUGUACAUCCUCUAAAAGGGGGUUUGUUCCCGUAACAGUGCUCGGCCCAUGAAGCUCUUACCUCCCACAUCACUGGCAGAAAAUCUUUCUGAAUGGAGGUGUAUAGAGUCCUUGUGGGAUUCACUGAUAAUCACCCAAAGACAUGACAGGAUGCCUAGUCCUAUGGUGCAAUCUGUAAAUGACAAAUAAACACAGACAUUCCAGAGAGAGCUGUUAAGUUGUAGUCAGUCAGCACAGUACUUCACCUGUAAGGAAGCUGCAGCAGGCAAUUGGGUAUUUGAUGAGCUGUCUGAACCCACACCCUUUUGCCCACACCUUUUUUUCCCCCGCAAAACUGAAACCAAAUGGGGAAGUGCAAUUUGUAAUAAAUAUGUCAGCAAAAAUUGCUGAUAUUCUCAAGAAUGGCAAAAUCCCCUUCCACAGAAACUGGAUAACACUUGACGAACAUUUUAUUUUUAGUUUCAGUUGAAGAAUCACCAAGGUUUCUCUGUAGACACUAAAUAUAAGUUGCACUGUUGAUAACUUCAUUUUUGUUGUAGAGGUGAGAGGCCACAACAUCCAGGUGGAUUGUGAAAUUGUGUCUUGUGUAGUUAUGUUGUUUCUGUAUGAUUGCUUACACGUACACAAAGCCUAUGUAUCUUUGUUUGUAUUUAUUACAUGUUAAACCAUUUAUUUCCUGUCUCUCAGUCAGAGGCUUGAACAUUCAUCUGUGUAAAAGAUUACUUGUAAAUUAUGGUAUAUGCUUUAAAACAAAUCUAUUAGGAAAUAAAGUAAUAAUGCACUGUAUCAAGAACAUGUGUUUAGACCACACUGUCAUGCUGGUUAACUCUUACGUAAAAUUAAACAUCAAAAAUUCAGGACAAUCGUCACUUUUCACAGAUAAAUCUAUUCUGUUUAAGGCCUCUUCAAUCUCUGAUUUUGAAUAUUCACAUUCUUUUAGCCUAUUCAAUGUAACGGAAAGGACAAGUUAUCACCAAAAACACAAGCACAAUACAGCACUGAUAAUAAAAUUCUGUUUAAGUUGUCAAAGCAUUUCAUAUUAUUCUAGCCUGAUGAAUGAGAGUCUUUCUUACUAAACACACAAUGGUGGCUGUUGCCAAUCAUUUGACAUCAUGCUAUUUUUUUCGUAUUUCUGACCAUUUACACAAAAAGUACCAGACGCAAUAAAGCAUUCAUGAAGUUCUAGCGAGGCAUGAACUUGUUCAUCUCUCCUUUGCAAAUGGAUACUACUGACAAAUGACAUGAGAUGUUUGUUUUCCUCGUGGCAUUCUCGGGUCAUCUGACCUCAGCAUUGAGGCUAUGGUCUCAGCAGGGAAGUCGACAAACAGGGACAAAGGGGACAGUUGUCCUGGGCCCAGGGACAGAGAGGUCCAAGAAUUGGGUUCUCAUUACAUUUGUA